Messenger RNA from Prunus armeniaca (apricot), 201 nucleotides. NCBI's taxonomy places the organism in Eukaryota, Viridiplantae, Streptophyta, Magnoliopsida, Rosales, Rosaceae. The record is from the annotation of a GenBank genome assembly.
AUGGCAGUCUCAAAGGCAACUUCACUCGUGGCUCUCAUGGCGGUCUUCGUCACCGUCCUUUCUGUCAUCGGCGCCGCUCAGGCCGCCGAAUCUCCAGCUCCGAGCCCAACCUCCGCAUCCGCCUCCAUAUCCCCGUCGUUCAUCUCUGCUUUCGCCGCCGCCUUCGCCGCUAUCCUCUUCGGAUCUGCGCUCAGGGUUUAA